AUUUUUAGUGUUAUAACAAACUAAAAUACAAAUAUGCAGGGGCGGCGUUUGAAACAAUUUAGGUUUCCUAGUAACAAAAAUAAACAUCUGCCAUAAGUUGGUAUUUGUUUAAAUUAAGAUCAUCAAAAUAACAUAAAAUGAGAGAAAUUGUUCAUAUUCAAGCGGGGCAAUGUGGAAAUCAAAUAGGAGCUAAAUUUUGGGAAGUCAUAUCAGAUGAACAUGGAAUUGACCCCACAGGAACCUAUCAUGGGGACUCUGAUCUACAAUUAGAACGUAUAAAUGUAUAUUACAAUGAAGCCACCGGGGGCAAGUAUGUACCUAGAGCAGUCCUUGUUGACUUGGAACCUGGCACCAUGGACUCCGUUAGGUCUGGACCAUUUGGUCAAAUUUUUAGACCUGACAAUUUUGUCUUUGGCCAGAGUGGAGCUGGAAACAAUUGGGCCAAAGGACAUUAUACAGAAGGUGCUGAAUUAGUAGAUUCAGUUCUGGAUGUGGUAAGAAAAGAAGCAGAAGGAUGUGACUGCAUGCAAGGAUUCCAGCUAACUCACUCAUUAGGAGGUGGAACAGGAUCCGGACUAGGAACAUUACUUAUCUCAAAGAUAAGAGAAGAGUACCCAGAUCGAAUUAUGAACACUUUCUCAGUUGUACCAUCACCCAAAGUAUCUGACACUGUUGUGGAACCAUACAAUGCAACAUUAUCUGUUCAUCAGUUGGUAGAAAACACUGAUGAAACUUAUUGUAUAGAUAAUGAAGCCCUAUAUGAUAUCUGCUUUAGGACUUUAAAACUUACAACACCUACUUACGGCGAUUUAAAUCACUUAGUGUCAGCUACAAUGUCCGGAGUUACUACCUGUCUCCGCUUUCCUGGUCAGCUAAAUUCAGAUCUAAGAAAGUUAGCAGUAAACAUGGUACCUUUUCCCCGACUGCACUUCUUUAUGCCUGGUUUUGCUCCUUUAACAUCUCGAGGCAGUCAGCAAUACAGAGCUCUCACCGUUCCUGAAUUGGUUUUACAAAUGUUUGAUGCUAAAAAUAUGAUGGCAGCUUGUGAUCCCCGACAUGGAAGAUAUCUAACUGUGGCUGCCAUCUUUAGAGGUAGAAUGUCCAUGAAAGAAGUUGACGAACAGAUGUUGAAUAUCCAGAAUAAAAAUAGUAGUUAUUUUGUGGAGUGGAUUCCAAACAAUGUAAAAACGGCAGUUUGUGAUAUUCCUCCUAGAGGUCUUAAAAUGUCAUCAACUUUCAUAGGAAACUCUACCUGUAUUCAGGAAUUAUUUAAAAGAAUUUCUGAACAAUUUACUGCAAUGUUCAGGAGGAAAGCUUUCUUACAUUGGUACACCGGAGAAGGAAUGGAUGAAAUGGAAUUUACUGAAGCUGAAAGUAAUAUGAAUGACCUAGUCUCUGAAUAUCAGCAAUACCAGGACGCAACAGCAGAAGAAGAGGGCGAAUUCGACGAGGAAGAGGAAGGUGAUGAGGGCGAAAACUAAUUUUUAUCUAUACAUUUUCAAAUCUCCCAGUAGUUUUGUUACUUGGUGCGAUUAGUGUUUAAAAUAUAUGAGGUAACAACUUUAUUGAGAAAACAAAAUAAACUUUGAGUUAUAUUUGUUUUUUAAUUUAUUCCUGUUACAAAUUGGUUAUAAAAUUGUUACAUACAAAAUUUUUGUUUUAUCUUAAAAUAUAAAUAAACCGAUAUGUAAUAAAA
Molecule: messenger RNA, 1696 nt
Organism: Psylliodes chrysocephalus
Lineage: Eukaryota; Metazoa; Arthropoda; Insecta; Coleoptera; Chrysomelidae
Source: the annotation of a GenBank genome assembly